UACCCCACAUCCGCUAGCUCUGGCGAUAGUCUCUACAACAUUCCUAAUACUCCAAUAUUCCUCCUAAUGCUACCGGCACGUACACGUCCAUGGAAGCACAAGUCAAACAAACAGAACUUGGAGCAGAACAGAGAACCGAGGGUAUAACGAUGUUGUGACAUAAAACUAGGUAAGCGAAUCGCUAUUCGAUUGGUAAAUUCCUAAAGCGUCACAACUUGAACCACUUCUCCGGGUCCUCGCAGCAGCAGUGUCGUACGUUUUACUUUGUUUGUUGUCAGGGUCAACCUUCUUCCACUGCCACAAUUAGAGACAUUUGGAGAUCCCGCCCGCCAACUGCCGGGAGUCCGAGGCCUGGGACAAAGUGGACUAUGUCGAUGACUGAUAAUUACAUAAACUUGAACGACCACGACGAUCGUGUGCCUUCGGUUUGGAGUUUAAUUAUAAUCCAUUGAUUAUCCUAUAGAAGUUUACUCCAAUUAGAUCUCAUUAGUUUGACCUCUCACAUAUUCCCCGUAUAACGUGUAGGUGGUAUACAUCAAGGUAAUUUAGAGACAAAAAAGCAAAAGCAUAACCAUAGAAAUACCUACCAAUACAAUGGCAGCGCCGGCCGGGAUACCAACCCUCCUAGACCUAACCAUCGACAACAUCACGCCCAACACGAUCCGCAUUAACUCGCAAUGCCAGGACGCGCGGUUGAAGUACCUGAUGUCGCGGCUGGUGACGCACCUGCACGACUUCGCUCGCGAGACGCGGAUCAGCACCGACGAGUGGAUGGCAGCCCUCAACUUCCUCGUAGGGUGCGGGCAAAUCAGCAGCGACGUGCGCCAUGAAUUCAUCCUCCUAUCCGACAUCCUCGGGCUCUCCCUUCUCGUCGACAGCAUCAACCACCCGAAACCCGCCUUCUCCACCGAAGGCUCGGUCCUCGGCCCCUUCCACACGCACGACGCACCGACACUCCCCAACGGGUCGAACAUGGCGUCGGACCCGGCAGGGGAGCCGCUGCUCUGCAUCUGCACAGUGAAGGACGGGUUAGGGCGGCCGGUGGCGGGGGUCAAGAUCGACAUCUGGGAGACAGAUAGUAGUGGACACUACGACGUGCAGCACUCGGACCGCCAAGAGCCGAGUGAGCGGUGCGUUAUGGUCAGUGAUGCCGACGGCCACUUCUGGUUUAAGGGGAUUAAGCCUGUUAGCUACCCUAUCCCUCAUGAUGGGCCUGUGGGUAAGCUGUUGGAGAGAUUGGGCCGACAUUGUUGGAGGCCGGCGCAUUUACAUUUUAUGUUUGAGAAGGAAGGGUGGGAUCAUUUGAUUACGGCACUCUACGUCCGGGGAGACCCGUACGAGACAUCCGAUGCCGUAUUCGGCGUAAAACAGAGCCUCAUAAUCGACAUAGAUAAGGUAGAUCCCGCGACAGCGAAGGAGUACGAUUUCCCAGAAGGGGGUUUGCUAUUAAAGCACGAGUUCGUACUGACGACAAAGGAGGAGACGGAAAAACUAAGAGACGAGAAUGCCGUGAAGGCUCUCGCACAAUUGGGACUGCAGAUGAAGCUUGUUGAUCAUUUGCCUAUACCCGACUUAGACUGAAUAGAUAUAUUGCUGAUAUCUAGAGUGUAGGUAGAAAGGUUAGAAUCAAAUGUGUAUAUCGACUCGCAUAAUGAGAUGGUACCGGUUCGGGCCUCACUUUGAGUGCACUGUUUAAGGCACAGAAUUGUUUUAUGACAUCAAUAAAAUAUGUCUAGAGCAGG
Molecule: messenger RNA, 1742 nt
Organism: Annulohypoxylon maeteangense
Lineage: Eukaryota; Fungi; Ascomycota; Sordariomycetes; Xylariales; Hypoxylaceae
Product: dioxygenase
Exons: 3
Biological process (GO): catechol-containing compound metabolic process
Molecular function (GO): ferric iron binding; catechol 1,2-dioxygenase activity
Source: RefSeq, a predicted model, not a curated record